AUGGGAGAGGACGCAGCUGAACCCCCAACAAUUGAGAAACUGAUCGAAGUCCAGAUUGGAGAUGAGGAGUACAAAACAACAUUCGUAGGAGCAGACCUUACUGCACAUGAACGUGAUGGUAUGAUUACAUUGCUAAGGGCAAACACCAACGUUUUCGCAUGGAGUUUUGCUGAGAUUCCCGGAAUAGAUCCGAAUAUAGCCUGCCACAGGCUAAAUAUCGAUGAGAAGUUCCAUCCAGUUCGUCAGAAAAUCAGGAAUACGGUGCAAAGCAAAAAAUAUGGAGUUAAUGCUGAAGUUGAAAAGCUGUUAGAAGCGGGCUUUAUUCGACCAGUGCAGUAUCCUCGCUCGCUGUCCAAUGUCGUACAUGUUCCAAAGAAAAAUGGUAAAAUUCGUGAUCAAGAGAAUACUGCGUUUGUAAUUUAUAGAGGAGUUUACUACUACACUGUAAUGCCGUUCGGGCUAAAGAACGCAGGGGCGACCUACCAACAUUUGGUGGACAAUAUGUUCAAGGAUUUGAUUGGGAAGACGAUGGGAGUAUACAUCAACGAUAUGGUGGUGAAAUCUGAUCAAAAGGAUUCGUAUUUUCUCGACCUGCAGAAGACGUUUGAUAUCCUGUGGCAAUAUCGAAUGAAGCUUAAUUCAGCGAAAUGUUCGUUCGGGCUAUCCUCGGGAAAGUUCCUUGGAUACUUGAUGACGCGCAUAGGAAUUGAGGCGAAUCCGGAUCAAAUCAGAGCCAUCACAGAGAUGUCAUCCCCAAGAACGAAGAAGGAGGUCCAUAAGCUAGCAAGUCGAUUAGCAGCUUUAAAUCGUUCCGUUUCACGCUCGUCGGAUCGAUUCAAACCAUUCUUUGAUAUUUUGAAGAAAGUAGUGAAUUUUGGUUGGACAGAUGAGUGCGAGAAGGCUUUCAAUGAGAUCAAGCAGUAUCUGUCAACUCCUCCAGUUUUGGUGAGUCCAAAAACUGGACAACUGAUCGGAGUUUAUUUGGCUGCAACGGAGAACGCUGUAAGUGCAGUGCUGUUUGUUACGGAUCCACAUGAAAAUCCUGUUUACUUCGUCAGCAAAUCUUUGACGGGGGCGGAAACACGCCGACUAGCCAUAUGGUCAAAUUUUCUCGGGGCGUAUGAAAUCAAGUACGAGAUCAGAACUGCAGAUAAGGGACACGCCCUGGCUGCACUGCUAGCAGAUUUUCCUGUGGACGACAUACAAAAAGUUACCGAAAAAGAAGAGGAGUUGUUCAAACCCAUAGAGCCAGCCAUCGAUCAGACUGGGGGCGAGUCCGCAAUGGAGGUCGAUACACCUGAACCUUUAUUGACUGUAUUUACCGAUGGUCCAUCGAAUGUUGGUGGAGCUGGAGUUGGAUGUGUCAUCCUUACUCCUGAAGCUGCAAUUAUCGGUUUAAAGGCUGUCAAACAGUUAGAUGCGAAGAACGUGAAGCUGGUGACUGAUUUCAUGCUAGUAGUCAACCAGUUUCUGGGGACCUACAGAGCCAAGGAAGAGAGGAUGGCCUUGUAUUUGGAUCAUAUGAGAGAGUUAGCAAAUGAGUUCGACCAAUUCUCUAUUGGGCAGCGACCGCGGUUGGAAAACAGGCACGUGGAUGCUUUAGCAUAUCUUUCUUCCGCAGUCGAAACUGAUACCACACGUUUCGUUGUGGUAGAUUUCCAAGAGUUACCUAGCAUCUCCGACAGCCACCUUGUUCUGGCUCUCGAACACCCUAGGGGGGGCGAGAGGGAAACUACAUCAGCACGGGGAGAUACCUAUAACGUUGACAGCAAUAUGGAUGUUGACAGCCUAGUGAUAGAUGAUUCAGGCAGUCCUGCUGAAAACACUUCAGACUGGCGUCAACCUUAUGUUCGGUAUUUGAUAACCAGUGAACUCCCGGAAGAUGAGCAUCUUGCUUCAAAAGUGAAGAAGAAUGCUUGGAGAUAUUCAAUGAUCGAGGGUGAGCUGUACCGCAAACCUGUAGCUUUGGAGCCAUUUUUGCGGUGCGUAUCGGCCGAAAAAGGGCAACAUAUAUUGGCGGAGGCUCAUGAAGGAAUAUGUGGCAACCAUUCUGGAUGGAGCAGUCUCGCGCAUAUGAUACUCACUCAGGGAUACUUCUGGCCAUACAUGAAGAAAGAUGCUAAAUAA
This is a messenger RNA of Papaver somniferum (opium poppy), 2127 nucleotides long. RefSeq lists its product as uncharacterized. The record is from RefSeq and is a predicted model, not a curated record. Bases 1 to 2127 code for a protein of 708 amino acids. Gene Ontology annotation, molecular function: nucleic acid binding; RNA-DNA hybrid ribonuclease activity. Lineage: Eukaryota; Viridiplantae; Streptophyta; Magnoliopsida; Ranunculales; Papaveraceae. The transcript has 4 exons.